UCCAAGUUAGUUCCGGGAGGGCUCCGAGGACGCGCAGCCACUUCGGGCAGUGGUUUCACUUUUGGGCCCGGACACUCCAGGCUGAGCUCGCGCGCUCUUCCUCCUAGGCUCCUGGGCUGAGCAGGCGUUGAGACCCGUUUCACAGCGCUGCCUCACUUCCUUCGCUUCCUGACCUCUGGCACUGGCACCGCACCCGCGGCGGUCACGGUCACGGGGCCUACUGCAGCCGGGAAGAUUCUGCAGCAGCUUCCGAGUCGCAGGGAGGAAGCAUUUGUGGUGACAAAGGUGCUACAGAGGAGGUAGAGGUCGCCUGUAUGCGCAAGUAGGAGGGCUCAGGCCAGUGUGCUCUGCCUGGAGCCAAGGUGGUUCAUGGAGUUGUGGGCACAGGAUGGCCUGGAGGACACUGGCCAGCCUUGCAGUGGGGCCGCAUGCCAAGUGCCUGGAGGUGGGCUAUCUGCUCCUCAACUCUCUGAGUUCCUCAGCUAGGGAAGGGCUGCCACAGGAAUCAGGACUGCUCACCAUAGCUGCCCCAAACUUGUUGGGCUGACAAGGGCAGAUCCCAACUAACAAGUCAAGUUGCAGCUCCCAACAGCCACAGACCACUUUGAAAGGACCGAAGUCCCCUGCAUUGGAGGCAUCUAAGCACUGACUGACCCAUCUGCCCUCCUUAAGAGAAUGCCUUCGGCCUUUGAGAGUGUGGUCCAGAGUGUAGUCCGUGAGCUGGACCCCAGGAGGGAGCUCAUCCCAGUGGACAGCCUUCAGAACUCUGCCAACUUCCGGCCCUAUUACCUGGUGAGAAGGAAGCCCCCAAGCUCACGGUUCUGGAAACCCCGUUACUUGUGUGUCAACCUAUCAAUCAAAGACAUCCUGGAGCCUGAUGCCCCAGAACCAGAUUUGGAGCAUGGUAGCACCUUCCACUUCUUUGAUACCAUCGAUGGGAAGAUGCAGGGCAACAUGGAGGUGGCAGUCCCAGGACAAUGGAAAGUCUCAGGUGGGGCUGCAGUGUCUGGGAGCUCCAGCACCUCAAUGAAUGUGCGCACCCUGAGCGUGGACCCAAACACCUGGGAUCACAUGCAGCAGGAGAGGCGGCUGAGGCAGCCAGAACACAGGAUUCUGCAGCAGCUUCGGAGUCGCAGGGAGGACGUGUUUGUGGUGACGAAGGUGCUGCAGACCCAGGAGGAGGUGGAGAUCAUGCGUAUGCGCAAGCAGGAGGGCUCAGGCCACUUUGUUCUGCCUGGACCCAUGUGCUUGAAGGGUGAUGGCGAGGGCCACUUGAUGUGGGAGAAUAAGGUCACCAUCCCUGCAGGCAGUAUCCUCGCAUUCCAGGUGGCCCAGCUGGUCAUUCGCUCUGACUGGGAUAUCUUUCCCUUCCCGGAUGAGAAGCAGAGGACCUUCUUACCAUCCCCCAGAGGCAGCCAGCCACAGAAUACCUUCAGCCUCUCCUCAGUGUUGAGGGCCAUCAGUGAUUCCCUCAAGCUCCUGACAGAUGGGAUCUCUGAGGAGUCAGUGGUCACAGAAGAAUUCCAGGUCCUGCGGACAGAAGUGGAGGCUGGCUCUGCAGCACUGCGGAAUAUGGCAAGGGACCUGAGGCAGCAACUGCUGCUCGACCUAGGGAAAGUCCUGUGUGACCCGCCAGCCCUACAGGACUUAGAGGCCUUGUUGGCACAGGGCCUGUGUGGCAACGGGCAGGUGAAGCCUCUAGAGGGUCCAGCAGGUGACAUCCUUGAAUGCCUGGUGCUCCCCUCCCAGGUGCUGGUGCAGGCACUCGCUGCCCCUGUCUUUUACCUGCUCGGGGCGCUGACUGCACUAAGUGAAACCCAGCAACAGCUGCUGGCUAAGCUGCUGGACAAAGGGGACCUGUCGACACAACUUGAGCUGGUGAGAAGACACAGUGUGGAGGAUGGAAUGGGGCCCUGGGUGCAUCUGAAGAGGAUGAACACCUCUUGGAGCAGAGCACCCCAUGGCAAGAGCAGAGUGAUGUAUCCCUGUCCCCCAAGCUCCUUGGGAGUAACUGGGGAGAGGAGGCACCAGCCUGGGCCUUGCUGGAGAAAUGUGGCCUGGAGCUGCAGGUGGGCGCCCCCCAGGUACACUGGGAGCCACAAGCCCAGGGUCCCACCUGUGCACUCUAUGCUUCCCUGGCACUGCUGUCAGGCCUGAGCUGAGUGUCCUGCUAGCCUGUGCCCACUGUAUAGCAGCCCCAGGAAGACCAAGAGUCCAACUCAACCAUAGGGCCAGUUCACCAUGACACCCAGAACUGAGGAAACUCAAUAAAUGGAAUGUACAUGUGCUUGCUUCAGCAGCACAUAUAAUAAAUGUGAUGUACAAUGGAAAAUGA
Messenger RNA from Heterocephalus glaber (naked mole-rat), 2335 nucleotides. NCBI's taxonomy places the organism in Eukaryota, Metazoa, Chordata, Mammalia, Rodentia, Bathyergidae. The record is from RefSeq and is a predicted model, not a curated record.